Molecule: messenger RNA, 378 nt
Organism: Colletotrichum navitas
Lineage: Eukaryota; Fungi; Ascomycota; Sordariomycetes; Glomerellales; Glomerellaceae
Exons: 1
Coding region: 85-291 (68 amino acids)
Source: RefSeq, a predicted model, not a curated record
AUUGCCCUUUCGAGACGUUCAGGGCAGGUGGGAGGGGGAAAUUUUUAUCUCAUUUCAUUCCAAUUUCUGUAGGGGAAAUCGCCCAUGAUGUCGGGAAAAGAGCAGGCGAGAAAUAACGGGACCUUGAGCUCUGGAACUGAUAUCGGGCCGCCCGGUUUCCCGAACCGCCGUGAAAUCCCACCGCAAUUCCUGGCGGUUUUCCUUCCACCUCCGCCCGGCCACCGUCCCGCACCGAGCCAGAGAUUGGGGGGGAGAACCUUUACCUCAUCGGGAGCUGAACGCGCCACAUGAGCCUGCUAAACGAACCAGGUACAAAUCCCGUCGGCGGAGGGGGAGGGAGAGAGAGACUAAAAAAAAACUAGAAUGAAAAUUAAUUUA